UGUUCAAAAGAAAAACUCCUCGUCUGGGCUUGUCGUUCUCCAAGUUCAAAACUUUGAACGUUUUUGAUGCCAUCGGAACUCUAGAUUCUAAGAAUCUGAAUCGUAGAAAAAAAAUAUUUACUUGUUAUUGUUUGGGUUUCAUCGGGAGAAGGAGAAAGUUAAGGUUUUUGUGUGUGUGUUUGAUUCACAUCUGCAGUGAUCGAUGGAUUAUAACUCAGGUCGUGGUUAUGGUGAUGACUCUUACCAUCGUCAGCUACAAGAGGAACAGCUACCACCGUCUGAUUAUGUAGUGGAGACUGUUGAUGACCGGAGUAACGGUGGUGCAUCAGCUGUGGAUACUGGUGGGAUGCAGAUGAAGCAAUCUAGUGACCAUCGCCACUCUUCUUCGUCCAUGUGUUCUCCUGGGAAACUAUUCGUGGGAGGAGUUUCUUGGGAAACAACUGAAGAAAAUUUUGGGAAGUACUUUGAGAAGUUUGGAGAAGUUGUGGACUCUGUGAUCAUGAGAGAUAGAAUGACUGGGAAGCCAAGGGGGUUUGGGUUUGUGACUUUUGCUGAUUCAGCUGUUGCAGAGAAAGUUUUGGAGGAAGAAGAGCAUGUAAUAGAUGACCGCAAGGUUGACCUGAAAAGGACAGUUCCUAGAGGGGACAGGGAUACCGAUAUCAAACCGGUAUCAAAAACUAGGAAAAUCUUUGUUGGUGGUCUUCCACCAUUUUUGGAAGAAGAUGAACUGAAGAAGUAUUUCUGUGUAUAUGGUGACAUAAUUGAGCAUCAGAUCGUGUACGACCACCACACUGGAAGGUCAAGAGGGUUCGGUUUUGUAACCUUUCUGGCUGAAGAUUCUGUGGACAGACUUUUCUCUGAUGGUAAAGUCCAUGAGCUUGGUGACAAACAGGUCGAUAUAAAAAGGGCUGAACCAAAGAGAGCCGGGAGAGAUAACAGUUUUCGCUCCUAUGGCGCUAGUGGCAAGUAUGAUCAGGAAGAUUGUUAUGGUGGGAAUGCAAAUGAAGAUUACAAUAUGUAUGGUGGUUAUGGCGGUUAUGGAGGCUACGCUGGGAACUCCAUGGUUAAUGCCGCUGGAUUUUAUGGUUACGGUGGUGGGUAUGGUUAUGGCUAUGGUUAUGGCUAUGGAGGCCAAAUGUUUAACCCUGGCUAUGGAGCUGGCGGUUAUAGCCAUAUGGGUGGUGGCUAUGGUGUUGCUGCGGCAGCUGCUUAUGGAGGUGGAAGAGCUCACGGAGACGGCAACAGUGGCUCGAGCAGUGGCAAAGGAAAUGGGACCAAUGGUUUAGGGCCGGGUCGAUACCAUCCUUAUCAGAAGUAAGAACUUCAGGCUGUUGCAUAGACUUUGUAAAAAGACUUCUUUUUGUUUUGUGUUCGUUUUAGUUUUUAAGGAACAGUUAAGACUUAAGAGAUAGAUUGGUAUACGUAACCAAUUCUUCACAUUCAACUGCUGUGAGGGGGGACCUGCUUGAUGCUAAGUAUGUUUUAUGACAAAAGGUGUUGAACAUUAUAGUUGGUAUUGAAGAUUAUUUCAUAAA
This is a messenger RNA of Brassica napus (rape), 1535 nucleotides long. Its product is annotated as heterogeneous nuclear ribonucleoprotein 1-like. Gene Ontology annotation, molecular function: RNA binding. Bases 203 to 1318 code for a protein of 371 amino acids. Gene Ontology annotation, cellular component: nucleoplasm. The record is from RefSeq and is a predicted model, not a curated record. The transcript is spliced from 6 exons. Gene Ontology annotation, biological process: regulation of gene expression. Lineage: Eukaryota; Viridiplantae; Streptophyta; Magnoliopsida; Brassicales; Brassicaceae.